This is a messenger RNA of Trichoderma harzianum CBS 226.95, 1681 nucleotides long. RefSeq lists its product as hypothetical. Gene Ontology annotation, biological process: nucleolar large rRNA transcription by RNA polymerase I; transcription initiation at RNA polymerase I promoter. The record is from RefSeq and is a predicted model, not a curated record. NCBI's taxonomy places the organism in Eukaryota, Fungi, Ascomycota, Sordariomycetes, Hypocreales, Hypocreaceae. The annotation marks the transcript as partial. The transcript has a single exon. Gene Ontology annotation, cellular component: RNA polymerase I upstream activating factor complex. Gene Ontology annotation, molecular function: RNA polymerase I general transcription initiation factor activity; rDNA binding.
AACCAUGGACCAAGAUUCCGACUACUCAUAUGAAGAACAAGGUGCUGCAGUCAUCUCACCACCGCAGAUUAAGGCAGAGAGCCCUUCCAAAGAGAUCGCGGAAGCUGACUUGAGUGCUGGAUAUGAAGGGCAUGGAGAGCCAUACAGUGAAGAGAGUGAUUAUCUUGAAGAAGACGAGAACAGCGCUUCAUCAGCAGCAGAAAGUCAGGAGCUGCGGUCGCCUUUGAAGAGGCCGUUAGAUGAUACGACAGCGAUAUAUAGGCCGUUCAAACGACAGAGAUCCGAGCUCAACUUUGGCUAUCUGGAGCUUCUCAACAAGGAGAUUCAGGAUGCUGCACAGCGGAGCUCUUUCGGCGACCAAGAGCUGCCCACCGCCGGUGCAAUUGGUCUCACAUCCUGGUCAGGGCCAGAGAAGCUGAAUUUUUUCGAUGCCGUAGCACGCCUCGGGAAACAUGACUUGCCUGGUAUCGCCGCCAAGAUUGGGAGCAAAAGCGUCGCCGAAGUCAGCCACUACCUGCACCAUCUUCAAGAAGCCAGCGAGUUGAGGCAGCAGCAAGGGAUUCGUUCCAUUUUGGAGUUUGCAGAGUAUCCUGCUGCUCUGGAGAUCAGUCAGCAGUGCUGCCAUGCCCAAGAAGAAGCUGCGGACGAGAUUUCGCUCAAGCAAGAAGCGCGUGAGGAGUUGCGGGAACAGAAUCGGUGGGGAGAUGCAUGGAACAUCACCCCAAAGGUUGCUAAGAAACUCAGCAGGGACGUUCAUGGACAGGAUGCAAACCUCUCCAAUGCGCCCCAAUUUGCUCAGCUUUUUCAUGUGUCCAAAUGGCUGGAGCUUUCAGCGCGCAUGUUUAUGAACUCUUCGGUUCCUGCCAACAACUGGAAUUCGGUUGAUGAAGAACCUCCAUCAAUGUGGGCUACAACGUUUGAUGAUUUUCACUCAUUAGCCGUAUCAGUCACUCGGAGACUUGUUCAGACGACGCUCUUUAUGGCCAUGUCCAGGAUUAGAGCGAAGAAUUCCAUGGGAAGUAACGUCAGGGCCAUGGUACAACUACAGGAUGCCGAAGCAGCCAUCUCAUCUUUGAAGAUGGCUAGCAAGUUGAAUGAAACAUGGAUCAAUAGUGCCCGAAGAUUACGACUUGAUGUUUACGAAGAUCCUCCCGAAAUAGAUGAGGAAUUCGAAGAGGAGCGCAUGUCUUAUGAAGAAGUCGAACAGGCUCUGUCUGGUGAGUGUGCGGCUGGGCCACGACAGCGAGCGCACCCAGACACCCCCUUUUCGACUCAACACAGCGUUGAAUAUGAGGAAGAUGCUUCUUCAGAUGAUCUUCUUUCCAAUUCAAGCAGAUCACCCUCUCCCACCAACGAGGAAGAGCAACAAAUCAACAUGGAGGCAAUGGAAGUGCUGGAGCAUUCGGUUUUGGACAUCCGGACCGAUAAAGCUACAAAGAAGGCUCUCAAGGCGUUCAUAGUCAUAGACCGACAAAAAGAGAGGCAAGCUGAGGAAAUUGACCAGUAUGCAAGUUACAAGGCGGAAGUCAAAAUGUGGAACUUGCUGCAGAAGAAGCCACCUAUGGACCUACCUAAGAAGCAUGAUCCUGGCCCUCCUCGACGGUCAAACCAGACCAUGGACACCUUUUAUCCAAGUGGGCGAGAGUGGGCACGCAAGCUGUUGUACUAUAGCGAGUGGGAA